Trichoderma atroviride IMI 206040 is the source of this 1476-nucleotide messenger RNA. RefSeq lists its product as uncharacterized. NCBI's taxonomy places the organism in Eukaryota, Fungi, Ascomycota, Sordariomycetes, Hypocreales, Hypocreaceae. The record is from RefSeq and is a predicted model, not a curated record. Gene Ontology annotation, molecular function: transmembrane transporter activity. Gene Ontology annotation, biological process: transmembrane transport. Gene Ontology annotation, cellular component: membrane.
AUGUCGGAUGGCGGACGCCUCUCCGAAGCCAACAACACAUCGCUCGGCACCGUGUCCGCUGUUUUGACUCACUGUUUGGAGCAGAAAAAGAUUCUGAGAAAGGUUGACUGGCGCCUCGUUCCGCUCUUGUCUUUUCUGUAUCUUGUGUCCUUUAUUGACCGAGGAAACUUGGGCAAUGCCAAAGUUGCUGGGCUAGGAGAAGAUCUCCAUCUCUCAGGAACACAGUAUAACAUAGCCGUGACAUUGUUUUUCAUCCCCUAUUCGCUGUUGGAGGUUCCAAGCAACAUCAUCCUCAAGCUCACUAGACCAUCGAUCUGGAUCUCAUUGAUGAUGUUUUCUUGGGGACUUGUCAUCACUUUGACUGGAAUUGUUCAAAACUUUUCUGGUCUUUUGGCCAUUCGUAUCUUCCUCGGAGUGGCAGAGGCUGGAUUCUUCCCUGCAGCGACCUAUCUCCUCACUGUCUGGUAUACACGUUAUGAAGUUCAGUCUCGAAUGGUGUUCUUUUACGCGGCAGUCUCACUUGCCGGAGCAUUUUCAGGCCUACUCGCAUAUGCCAUCCAGAAGAUGGAUGGAGUAGCAGGACUGGAAGGCUGGCGAUGGAUUUUCAUCUUGGAAGGGAUAUUUACUGUUUUCCUUUCAUUCUUCAUCUGGUCUUUGCUACCUGAUAGCCCUAGCACGGCACCUUUCCUGACUACUGAAGAACGGGAGUUUAUCGUCCUGAGACUAGAACAGGACACGGGUUCUGGACGAGGCAGAGUUACAAACAAUGACAAAGUAAACAAGCAGCAAGUAAUUGCUGGUCUCACGGAUUGGAAAGUAUGGGCAGCUGUGUUUAUGUAUUGGGCCACCAGCAUCUCAUCCUACGGCUUCACCUACACAGUCCCAACGGUAAUUCUCGAACUUGGUUACACUGCUGCAGAUGCUCAACUCCUUACUAUUCCAAUUUACGUUGUUGCCAUGAUAUUUACUGUUGCAAAUGCCAUGGCUUCGGAUUACUACCGGCAAAGAACUCCGUUCAUACUUUUGGGAGUUUCGGUUGGAAUAGCCGGGUUCACAGCGUUACUAGCAAUUCCCCACCCGCAGCUUCCAGGACUGACGUAUGGCAUGUUGUUUCUUGCAACAUCUGGAAUCUACAUGUCGUUGGUCCCUACUCUAUGUUUUGUCGCAAACAACCUUGCUCCUUCGUCUAAAAGAGCCGUUGGCAUGGCUCAUCUCAUUUGCAUGGGGAAUCUUGGAGGUAUUGCAGGCUCCAACAUCUUUCUCGCAAAAGAAGCACCUCAUUAUUGGACAGGCUAUGGGUUCAUCUUGGGAAUUGACUGUCUAGCAUUCAUUACAUGCUUAACCCUUCGUCACAUAUUGAUGGGAAUCAAUAAGAAGCGCGAUCAAAUGACAGAAGAGGACAUAAGAGAGAAGUAUGGCAAUGUUGACUUACUGGAACUUGGUGAUCGCAGCCCAUACUUUAGGUAUACUUUAUAG